AUGGCUUCAGACAAUGGCCUCACUUUGACCGUCGUGGGAUGUGGUACCAUGGGUAUUGCUAUCCUCGGCGGCAUCAUGGACUCACUCAACACAUCCUCGCAAUCCUCUGAACAAGAACAGAGUCUACCACCCCGUCUACCCAACCGAUUCAAUGCCACAUGCCGCAGCGAUCGCAGUGCCUCGCGCAUCAAGAACGAGCUAGGAAAAUACAAUGCCAACCUCAAUGUCAUCCAGUCAGACAAUGUCCGCGCAAUGAAAGAAGCAGAUGUCGUCCUACUGGCCUGCAAACCCUUCUACGUCAAGGACGUCCUCCAAGCCGAGGGUGUGCGUGAAGCUCUAGAGGGUAAACUGCUCAUCAGCAUUCUGGCCGGUGUACCUGAAGCCCAACUCGAAGAUUUGCUAUACCCUGGCUUGUCGCACGAGCAAGUUAGAGAAAAGAUCACAAUCGUGCGCACCAUGCCCAACACAGCAUCAAAGGUGCGCGAGAGCAUGACCGUCAUCAACCAAUCCACACCUCCACUCCCUCAAGACACUAAAAACCUGGUCCACUGGAUGAUGUCGCGCAUCGGCAAGGUCGUCGAGAUUGAGCCCAAGAACAUGGACGCCUGUACCGCUCUCUGUGGCUCUGGACCCGCAUUUGCUGCUUUGAUCAUGGAGGCACUCGCAGAUGGCGGUGUUGCCAUGGGUAUCCCCAGAGCAGAGGCAAACCUUAUGGCUGCCCAGGUCAUGAGAGGAACUACUGGUUUGGUGCAAGACGGCGAGCAUCCUGCUAUCUUGAGAGAGAAGGUGUCGACGCCUGGUGGUUGCACUAUUGGCGGUCUUCUUGCGCUCGAGGAUGGAGCUGUGAGGAGUCAUGUUUCGAGGGCUGUUAGGGAGGCUACUGUUGUUGCUAGUCUGCUUGGCAGUGGAGCGAAGAAUGUCAAUGGAACCAGGCAUUGA
Molecule: messenger RNA, 939 nt
Organism: Aureobasidium vineae
Lineage: Eukaryota; Fungi; Ascomycota; Dothideomycetes; Dothideales; Saccotheciaceae
Source: the annotation of a GenBank genome assembly